Messenger RNA from Hypoxylon fragiforme, 1462 nucleotides. RefSeq lists its product as uncharacterized. Lineage: Eukaryota; Fungi; Ascomycota; Sordariomycetes; Xylariales; Hypoxylaceae. The coding region runs from base 389 to 1342 and encodes 317 amino acids. The record is from RefSeq and is a predicted model, not a curated record. Gene Ontology annotation, molecular function: oxidoreductase activity, acting on the CH-OH group of donors, NAD or NADP as acceptor. The transcript is spliced from 2 exons.
GGCACUUUGCAUAUCCCCUUGAAACCCUACCUAGGCCCACGAUGCUAUGUUCUAUUAGAGUAGGAAAUUGACGAUAAUCCCGAACUAUUGAACGCGACUCGGUAUUAAAUAAAGCGACACUAGCCAAGAUGCAAACUGUUCUUCACCAAAACCAAUCAAAACCCAUUUGAUGAAUGCUGAAGGAGGAUGUCUCCAACUAAUACCCCUCAUGCACUCCAUUUCAGCCAGCGGUCUCGGUGACAACGAGUACAGCCUGUGGUUUUCGAAGCGGGGUGGGACUGCAUAUAUCGAAGUAGCUCUGGCUAUCUUAGGUAGGUAGGUAGGUAUCUCUCUCAGCUCUCUUUUUCAAAUAUCACUUAGUUUAACUCUCACAUCAAUCUGAACGAUCAUGAGGCUAAUCGGCGGGCAAGUAGCAAGCUUCGUGGGAAGGGAAUGCUCUCGGUUAUCCAGGUCGAAUACACCAUCGAAUACCUACCGCGUUUCCAUCGGCAACCUAGGAAAAAACACUCUGCGGGCUGGAUACGCCUCAUAUUCUCGAGCCAGUAAUGAUGGAAGGACCGCCAUUGUGACGGGCUCCAGUAGGGGUAUUGGGAAGGCUAUAGCGUUGCGCCUUGCUGCGGAUGGAUACGAUGUCUGUGUUAAUGACGUGAGCUCGAACAAGGCUGGAUGUGAUGAGGUCGUGAAGGAGAUCCAAGGGAUGGGAAGGAAAGCUUGUACUGCGAUUGCAGACGUGUCCAAAUUGGACCAAGUGAAGGAGAUGGUUAAGACCAGUGUUUCCAAUCUAGGCCCCUUAAGCACUAUGAUAGCGAAUGCCGGAAUCACUCAGGUGAAGCCCCUCCUUGAGGUGACACCGGAAGAUCUCGAGCGCAUGUUUUCCAUCAACGUAUAUGGCGUUCACUACUGCUUCGCCGAAGCGGCCAAACAGAUGAUAAGCCAAGGGAACUGCCGACCGGACCGACCCGGGAAACUGGUUGCUGCCGCAUCGGUCGCCGCGUUCAAGUCGAACAUCCUGCUGCCCCAUUACAGCAGCAGCAAGUGGGCCGUCCGCGGCCUCUCGCAGGCGUACGCCAUGGAGCUUGCGCAGCAUCACAUCACGGCAAACGCGUACGGGCCGGGGAUCGUGGGCACCCCUAUGUGGGAUCUAAUUGACACGGACGCGGCAAAGCGAACGGGUGUGCAGAAGGGAGAGGUGAUGAAGCGGUGGGUUCACGAGGGCACGGCGCUGGAUAGAGUUAGCGUGCCUGAGGACGUCGCCAAGCUGGUCAGCUUUUUGGCCAGCAGCGAUAGCGAUUUUAUUACGGGACAGACGCAGCUGGUGGAUGGCGGCAUGUUCUUUACUUAGGUUAGGUAGGUAUCCGGCUAGUUGAGGUAAUAAUUAUUUCGUAUCCCAAGUCACAAGUCACAAGCCAUAAGUGCCUCACCUAGAGAACUUCUGCGAACUACCGAUGCACAAUACAACUAG